AAAUUUCAUCAAAAUAGUUGAAACUUGAAAACAACAUUUUGGUUUCAGCUGCAACUUUUACAUUUCACAAGGAGCGCGCGAGUUUUGGUUCUUCCGUUGAUUCGUGAACCUGCGAUGGCGAGCUCUCUGCAGCGCAUAUCAAGCCACGCUCGUCUUCUCCGAGCCUCUGUUGCCUCAGGAUCCAGUCCGUUCUCGACGGACGCUCUAGUCGAGUACAUGCCCGGUGAGAUCGGAAAGGUCGCCGGCAUUCCCGACGAACAUCUUCGCCGGAGGGUUAUAAUAUACUCACCUGCAAGAACUGCAUCUCAGCAAGGAUCGGGGAAAGUUGGGAAGUGGAAAAUCAACUUUGUGUCAACACAAAAGUGGGAGAAUCCAUUGAUGGGAUGGACUUCCACUGGGGACCCAUAUGCACACGUUGGUGAUUCGACACUGGGUUUUGACAGUGAAGAUGCUGCAAAGUCCUUUGCAGAGAGACAUGGUUGGGAUUAUGUGGUUAAAAGGCGGCAAACGCCAUUGUUGAGGGUGAAGGCAUAUGCAGAUAACUUCAAGUUUAAAGGCCUCCCCAAAACUGAGGAGAAUUGAUUUUGCUUCAAAGGUUUUGUUUCCGUGGUCAAUCUCGGGAGGGAGGUUGUUGCAACAAUUCUUUGCAGUACCCUUGUCGUAUUUCAUCAGCGAGUUACUUGAUCCAAAUGAAACAGACUACAAUAAUAAACGGCCAUUAUGUAGUGUUGAAUUGAUUGGUUUAUGUGAUCAAACAGUUGGAUGGUAAUGGGUAGAUCAUAUGUUCAUAUAUGAAGAGGGAAUCCCAGUUGGAUCUUUUACCAAUA
Messenger RNA from Malus domestica (apple), 827 nucleotides. Its product is annotated as NADH dehydrogenase [ubiquinone] iron-sulfur protein 4, mitochondrial. Lineage: Eukaryota; Viridiplantae; Streptophyta; Magnoliopsida; Rosales; Rosaceae. Gene Ontology annotation, biological process: electron transport chain. The record is from RefSeq and is a predicted model, not a curated record.